Messenger RNA from Plasmodium gaboni, 3414 nucleotides. Its product is annotated as putative histidine--tRNA ligase. Gene Ontology annotation, cellular component: mitochondrion. The transcript has a single exon. The record is from RefSeq and is a predicted model, not a curated record. Gene Ontology annotation, biological process: mitochondrial translation. The coding region runs from base 1 to 3414 and encodes 1137 amino acids. Lineage: Eukaryota; Apicomplexa; Aconoidasida; Haemosporida; Plasmodiidae.
AUGAGUAUAAGUAUUUAUAAAAGUAAAAUAUUUAAUAGCAAGGAUAUUGUGGAUAUUAGCAUACAUGAAAAAAAGCUGAAAGUAGAGCCUUCAAGCUUUAAAGAUUGUUUUUAUAGAUUAAAUGAUAAAAGAAUAAAUAUUGAAGAAUUAGAAAAUAAAAUAGAAUAUCAAUUAACAAAUAAUGAAAUUAAUAACAGUUAUAAUAAUAAUAGUAUCAAGAAAGAAUAUAUUGUUGAAAAAGAUCAGAAUGAUGGGAAAUGUAAUAAAAAAAAAACAAAUGCUAUUGAUUUAAGUUUGGAUAAUAAUUUGAAUUAUAAUAUGCAUUUAACAUAUAAAAAUUUAGAAGAAAUAAAAUGUUUGUAUUUUUUCUUUUUAAUUAAUAUUUUAAGAUUUAAAAAUAAUUUAGAUUUAAAUGUUAUUCGAAGUAUAUGUACUCAUAUUAAUAAUAUUUCAAAUAAUGACAAGAAUAAGAAUCAAAAAAAUAUUCCUAUUCAUAAUAUUAAAGAACAUUCUUUGUAUAGUUUAACUUUAAAAGAUUUUUUUCUUUCAGUUUUAAAAAACUGUGGUAAGAAUGAAUAUAAUUUGAAUGAUUUUAAUAGAUCUAUACAUAUCGUUAUUGAACAGAGUAGUGUCAUUUUUUUGAAUACUUAUAAAAUUGUUUCUUCUUGUAAAUAUUUAACCUGUUGUUUUGCUAAUCUUUUAGAAGUUUUUAAUUUAAAUUAUGAUAUUUUAUUUAUGAAUUCUUUUAAUAAUAAUAUAAAUAAUAGUAAUAUCAAAUCUAUUAAUAACAUCGUUUCAAAUUUAAAAUGGAUGUUACAUGAUUCAAAAAUUGAAAAAAAUUCCACCCUGUCAAAAAAUUUCAGUUCGAACAUUUUGUUAUAUGUAUAUACACAAAGUAAAUUAAUCGACGAAUGUGAAUAUUUUAUGAAUGUCAUUAAUCAAAAUUUUAAAAAUUCUAUUGAAUCCUUUACUUAUGAAUAUAACGAAGAAAUGAAAUCUAUUCAUACUUAUAUUAAUAUUUUAUGUAAUAAUAUGAAUCAAACAUUUUAUAUAUAUUUAAAUAAUUUAUUAAACAUGUGUAAAAAUAUCAUGCCAUUGUAUGUAGAAAAAUUAAAUGAAUUUUUGUUAUCUGAAGAAAAAAUUAUUAAUCAUAAUGAAAAUUUUAAAACCCCCCCAGUUGAUGGAAUUAUAUUAGUACAUACCGAAAAACAUGAGAAUGAAAAUAAAGGUGACAUUAAAUCUAAUCUUGUAAAGAUAUAUGAAAAGAAUAUAUUAGAUAAAAUUGAAUUCAUGUUUAAACAAAUAAAUGAACAGAUACAAAAGAGUAACCUUCCUAAUUAUGAUAUAAUAUGUAAUAAAAAAGAAGAAAAUGAUAACAAUCAUAAAAAUGAAUAUACAUAUUUUAAUAAUAAUAGUCCUGUUGAUGUGUUAAAAAAAUUGAAUUGUGUAUUUAUAAAUAUUAGUCAUCUUAUUACAGAUAUUAUUUUACAUCUUAAUAUUUUGAAUGAUAUACGAGCAUAUAAUAAGGCCAUUGCUCAACAUAUGAAGCAGAAAAAAGUAUCUAGUUGUGUACAUAAUGUAGGUGUAGGUUGUAACGAAUUUAAAAAUUUCUUAUAUUCAUUUUUAUCAAGUGAAAAUAGUUUAUUAUUAAAUGAAUCAUAUAUAAAUAAAGAGAAAAAACUUGUUACUUCACAUUUUUAUGAUUUUCUUGAAAAAUAUUUUUCACCAUAUAAAUAUGAAGAAGAAUUGAAUGAGAUAUUAUUACCAAAAAAUAUCAAUUUUAAUUUAAAAACAGCUAAAGGAUGUAAAGAUUUUACAGGAGAAGAUAUGCAAUUGAGGAAUAUAUUUUUUGAAUAUAUUAAAAAAAAAUUCUUAUUGCAUGGAGCUGUUGAAAUUGAUACUCCUAUAUUUGAAUUAAAAGAAACUUUAAUGAAUAAAUAUGGUGAAGAUUCCAAACUAAUAUUUGAUUUAAAAGAUCAAGGAGGAGAAAGUUUAUCAUUAAGAUAUGAUUUAACUGUACCAUUAUAUCGAUUUAUUAAUACAAAUAAUAUUAGUCAUUUGAAAAGAUUUCAUAUAGGAAAGGUUUAUAGAAGAGAUGAACCAAGUAUGAAUAGAGGACGAUUUAGAGAAUUUUAUCAAUGUGAUUUUGAUAUAGUUGGAAAAUUUGAUACACUACGUACAGAUUUUCAUAUAUUAUAUAUUUUUUGGGAUAUCUUAUAUAAUUUAAGAAAUGUUCUUGGUAAUUUUAAAUGUAAAUUAAAUCAUAGAAAAAUAUUAGAAUAUAUGUUAUUAUCAUGUAAUAUACAUAAAGAUAAGGUAAAAACUGUAUCUAGUAGUAUAGACAAAUUAGAUAAGAUAACAUUUCAACAAUUUAGAGAUGAAUUAUUAAAUGACAAAGGAAUACAUAUAGAAGCAAUAGAUAAAAUUGAACAAUAUAUAUCCAAAACAUUAAGUUUAUCACCAUUUCUUGUUAUUGAAUUUUUAAGAAAUGAUUUAAAUGAAUCAACAUUAAAUGAAGAAUAUAAAUUACAAGUACAAAAUUGUAUAAACCAUUUAGAACAAAUAUUUGAUUUGCUUAAACAUUUUAAUAUGCUUAAUCAAUUUUCUUUUGAUUUAUCAUUAGCAAGAGGAUUAGAUUAUUAUACAGGAAUCAUAUUUGAAUUUGUUCUUCUUUCUGAAACAAAUGUAGGUAGUGUAGCUGCAGGGGGCAGAUAUGAUUUUUUAAUAAGAAAUAAGAGAAGAGAAUAUCUCCCAUCUGUUGGUGCUUCUAUAGGUAUAGAGCGUAUAAUAACAAUUGCUGAAGAAUAUAUCAGAAAGAAAAAUUUAUUUUGUAAAACAAAAGAUGAAACCACAAAUAAAGAUAAUAAAAGUAAUCAAAAUGAUGAAAAUGAUAAAAAUGAUAAAAAUGAUAAAAAUGAUAAAAAUGAUAAAAAUAAGAAGAAACAAAAUAUAUCUAAUAAAGAAAUAAAACCAAAUAAAGCCAAGAGCAACAGCAACAAUAAUAAUAAUAAUAGUAAUAACAAUGAGAAUAGUAAUAAAUUAAAUAUGAAAGAUAGUGCUGUUGAUGUUCUCGUAUGCAAUAUUAAAAAGGAUUGCUUCAAAGAAAUUGUUGAGUUAUGUACUAAACUAUGGGCAAAUGAUAUUUCAACAGAAUUUAUCUAUGUGAAAGAUCAGAAAAUACAAAAACAAUUAGUAUAUGCUCUUGAAAAACAAAUACCACUUGUUCUUAUUAUAGGAGAUGAAAUUGAACAAGGUAUUGUCAAGUUAAGAGAAAUCACAUUAGAUAAAGAGAAAUCAACUGGAGAAAAAGAAAUUAAUAUAAAUGAUUGUAUUCAAGAAAUAAAGAAAUAUUUUACACACAACUUCAAAUGGAAACAGAAUAUUACGAAUAUGUUAUUUGAAAUAAAGCAAUAG